Molecule: messenger RNA, 2000 nt
Organism: Helianthus annuus (common sunflower)
Lineage: Eukaryota; Viridiplantae; Streptophyta; Magnoliopsida; Asterales; Asteraceae
Product: aspartyl protease family protein 2
Exons: 1
Coding region: 181-1788 (535 amino acids)
Biological process (GO): proteolysis
Molecular function (GO): aspartic-type endopeptidase activity
Source: RefSeq, a predicted model, not a curated record
GUUCCCACCACCAUUAUCAAUCCUUUCUUGAUUUUCAGGCUGCUUUCUUCAUUCCACAUUUUCAAUCUCCAAAUUCCCCUUUGAAUCCUCCAAUUUCUCAUCCCAUAAAACCUUUCUAUUUCCCCAUACACUCCACCCUCAAAACAAUCAAUUGUUUCUUUCCUUCUAAUUUCUUCACCAAUGAAGUUUAACAACUUUCUCUUUCUCCUCAUCUUCAUAACCUCUGUUUUCAGGUUUCAUGCUCAUGUUACUUUAAACCCUAAUUCCUCUUCUCUCCUCACCGGAAUCCAAAUCCCACACAACUUCAACCCCGAUUCAUCUUCAUCUUCUCUAGAUUGCGACUUCACAUCGCCGGAAAACUCACAAACCCUAACAAAACCGUCGGUCAAACUCCACCUGAAACGCCGAUCACCUGGCUCGUUCAUCGACUCAGCCGUUAACGAUUUGACUAGGAUUCAAACCCUUCACAAACGGAUCCUAGAAAAAAAGACUCGCAACUCGCUAAAAAACCCGAAGAAAACCGAUCACCGUCACACCAAAACCAUAAAACCGAAACAAGAAGUUGAAGCACAACCACCGCAGCCGGCGGAAACCUACGCCGGAAAACUCAUGGGAACAUUAAAGUCAGGUGUGACCUUAGGCUCCGGUGAGUAUUUCAUGGAUGUUUUCAUAGGCACUCCACCUAAACAUUACUCGUUAAUUUUAGACACCGGUAGUGACCUAAACUGGAUUCAAUGCACACCAUGCUACGAUUGUUUCGAACAAACCGGACCUCAUUACGAUCCGAAACAAUCUUCAUCUUACAAAAAUAUUAGCUGCAAUGACCGUAGGUGCAGUUUAGUAACAUCCCCUGACCCGGUCAAACCUUGUAAAAAACCCGAAUCUGAAUUAUCUGACACGCAAUCUUGUCCGUAUUUUUAUUGGUAUGGAGACAGCUCAAACACCACUGGCGAUUUUGCGACCGAGACGUUUACGGUUAAUUUAACCACAAACGUUGACGGUCGCAAAAUGCGUCACCAAGAGGUGAAGGUGGAGAAUGUGAUGUUUGGUUGCGGGCAUUGGAAUCGCGGGUUGUUUCAUGGUGCUGCGGGUCUGUUGGGCCUGGGUCGUGGCCCGUUGUCGUUUGCUUCACAGCUUCAAUCUUUGUAUGAUCAUUCUUUUUCUUAUUGUUUAGUUGAUCGGAAUAGUAACUCGAGUGUGAGUAGUAAGUUGAUUUUCGGGGAGGAUAAGGAUUUAUUGAAGCAUCCGGAGCUGAAUUUUACGUCGUUGAUAGGUGGGAAUGAAGCGCCGGUUGAUGUGUUCUAUUAUGUUCAUGUUAAAUCGGUUGUUGUCGCCGGAAAGGUUCUCGACAUACCGGAGAAGACGUGGGAUUUAACGGCCGAUGGGUAUGGUGGAACCAUAAUUGAUUCGGGUACUACAUUGAGUUACUUUGCGGAUCCUGCUUACAAUAUUAUUAAGAAGUCAUUCAUGGAGAACAUCACACGAUUCCCAUUGGUCGACGAUUUCCCGAUUCUCGAGCCAUGUUACAACGUGUCGGGGAUCCCGGAUUACAAAAACGAUUUACCGUCGUUUGGGAUUGUGUUUAAUGAUGGCGCGGUGUGGAACUUCCCUGUCGAGAAUUACUUUAUCAAGCUCGAGCCGGAAGAGAUUGUGUGUUUGGCGGUUUUGGGGACGCCGCGAUCGGCUUUGUCGAUAAUUGGGAAUUAUCAACAACAGAAUUUUCAUAUCAUGUAUGAUACGAAGAAGUCUAGGCUCGGGUAUGCGCCAACAAGGUGCGCUGAUGUUUAACUUAACAUCGGGAAAUAUGUAAUGAAGUUGUGUGACAAAUAGGCGGAUGUGUAAGCAAAGCAAAGUAGCGAACGAAGCCUUAUUUUUAUUUUUUAUUCUUUUUAUAAUUUUUUUUCGGUCGAGAAUGACCGGGGCAUAGAUUUAACACAUGAUUGACAAUAUAUUUGUUCUUGGAUGUCCAUCAAUAAUAUAAAGUUUUUAUAAUUGUUGUA